ACAUUUAUAUUUAUUUGUAACUGGUCUUGUUUUACGCUGUCGGUUAAUUUUCAUAUCACUCAUUUCCGUUUUGUACUACAUAUCAUUUAAUCUUCGUGUGUACCUGUUCAGCAGGUUAUUACAGCGAUCGACAGUUUGAUUGCAUCAAAAUAACGCCAGUAAUAACUGAAUAUCAGUUAAGUAGAUAAAAUAAUGCCGCUGGAUUUUCAUGCAGUCAAGAAUCAGUUUAAGCAGACAUGGCUGACUACUCUCUUGAGUCUAGUUCUUUUUGCAGGUGUAACAUACUUUCUGUUAUGGGCAGAGAGCCAUACUAUCCAAAGCAGUUUGAUGCUGGAGGAACUAGUGUCAUCAGCAGUAACCAUUGAUGUGCACACUGCCAAUGAUGCAGCACGGUAUGAAGGUAGAGUUGUGCAUGUCGUUGGGCCUCUGCGGGUGUUGGAGCCCAUAUCCGAGCCUGACUACAACAUCCAAGUCCAAGCUGUUAAGCUGAGGAAAAGGGUCCAGAUGUACCAAUGGAUUGAAGAAGCCACGGAACAAGAAAAUUUUCUUAGCGAACCAGCAGAGGAGUCACAGAAAACCUACUGGUAUCACAAAGACUGGAGAGACUUUGUGGUUGACUCCAACCUGUUCUACAUAAGGCCUGGUCAUCACAAUCCAACUUCUAUGCCGCUGUUCAGUGAGACACAUAUUGCUGAAAGUGUUAAAAUCGGCUGGUUAUCCUUAGGCGUAGAUGUAAAGAGAAAAGUGAAUGAUUACUACGAGAUCUGGUCAGACUCGCGGCCCGACCGCGCUGACAUAAAGCUGCACUCUGGCUUCUACUACCACGGCGAGAGUGCGCUCCACCACGAGGUCGGCGACCUGCGCGUGCACUUCUCCUACGCCGGCCGGGAGGACGACAUUUACACAGCCGUCGGGAUAGUGGAGAAUGGUGUGCUGCAGUCAUACAGCCCGGCGGGGUUCCCCGCCGCCGACCCCAUCUCGGUGCUCCGCAAGGGCUCGUUCAGCCUCAAGCAGCUGCACGAGCUGGAGAGCCGCGCCGCCAACGCCAACACCUGGAAGUACCGCGUGCUCGGCUUCGUGCAGGUGUUCGCGUCCGCCAUGACGCUGCACCCGGACUGGGUCACUUUGUUCUUGCAGUGGCCGUGGAUAUCGAGCAGCCUGCGCCGCUGCACCAGGGUGUGGGUCAACCUGGUGCUGUCCUUCUCGUACACGUUGCUCGUCACUUCAAUCCCAUGGUUAGUGCAUAAACCUUCUUUUGGGGCUAUAAUGCUUGGUGGAGCCAUGCUACCGAUACUACACUACUCUACUUUGCUUAAUCGCCGCCCGUAAGGUCUGCAAGCAAAGCUGAGCGAAGAAAAGCAAAUUGGUACAUGGACUUCCCAUGUUUCAGUAACUUUACAGCUAUUGCUUAAGGGCAUUGGGCCACAAGACAGCUGGUUAGGCGAAUUAAAUGUUGAAACAUAUUAUAUUUAUCAAGCCCGAGCCAUAUAGCC
Molecule: messenger RNA, 1493 nt
Organism: Cydia splendana
Lineage: Eukaryota; Metazoa; Arthropoda; Insecta; Lepidoptera; Tortricidae
Gene: Tmem43
Product: transmembrane protein 43 homolog
Exons: 8
Coding region: 193-1329 (378 amino acids)
Biological process (GO): nuclear membrane organization; lipid metabolic process
Cellular component (GO): nuclear inner membrane; nuclear envelope
Source: RefSeq, a predicted model, not a curated record